Molecule: messenger RNA, 4320 nt
Organism: Heteronotia binoei (common prickly gecko)
Lineage: Eukaryota; Metazoa; Chordata; Lepidosauria; Squamata; Gekkonidae
Gene: SMC5
Product: structural maintenance of chromosomes 5
Exons: 24
Coding region: 3-3338 (1111 amino acids)
Biological process (GO): double-strand break repair via homologous recombination
Cellular component (GO): Smc5-Smc6 complex
Molecular function (GO): ATP binding; ATP hydrolysis activity
Source: RefSeq, a predicted model, not a curated record
CAAUGGAAAGCGGGCGCGCGUUGCAGGCUCACGAACUCACAGCCGAGCUCGCACUAGUUGCUGUGGUGAAGGCCUCCGGCGGCGGUAAAAUGGCGCCCGGGGUAAAACGUAAAUCACGGGCCACCGGCACAGAACAGAGCGAAGGCGCUGACAACGCCAGCCACCGCACUAAAAGAUCCGCGGGAGCUGCUAGACCAGAAGUGGGCUGUCGAGGAGAUAUCGACUCGUCGUUCGUGGAGGGUUCCAUCGUCCGGAUCGCCAUGGAGAACUUCCUAACUUAUGAUCAUUGUGAGGUGUAUCCAGGACCCCAUUUAAACAUGAUAGUAGGAGCUAACGGAACUGGUAAAUCAAGCAUUGUUUGCGCCAUAUGCCUGGGGUUGGCAGGAAAGCCUUCCGUCAUUGGACGAGGAGAUAAGGUUGGUCUCUAUGUGAAGCGAGGCUGCAACAAAGGAAUAGUUGAAAUUGAGCUGUUUAAGAUUCCAACCAACCUCAUUAUCACACGAGAAAUUUAUGUGGCAAACAACCAAUCAUCGUGGUUUAUUAACAGAAAACCUUCCACCCUCAAAACGGUAGAAGACCAAGUUGCAGCCCUAAACAUCCAAGUGGGCAAUCUGUGCCAGUUUCUUCCACAGGACAAAGUUGGGGAAUUUGCAAAAUUAUCCAAGAUUGAACUUCUUGAAAACACAGAGAAAUCAGUGGGUCCUCCAGAAAUGUAUAAAUUUCACUGUGAUCUAAAGACUUUCAGACAGCAUGAGCGAGAACUUGAGAAUUCAUGUGAGGAAAUAAAUACUAACCUAGAAAAAAUGAAGCAAAAGAAUGAAAGAUAUAAGCAAGAUGUGGAGCGUUAUCAUGAACAUAAGCGUCAUCUAGAUUUAAUUGCAAUGCUUGAAAAGAAAAGACCUUGGGUGGUAUAUGAAAAUGUUCGUCAGCAGUAUGAUGAGGUGAAACAAAGCAGAGAUCGCCAGAAGGAAGCAUUAAAAGCACUGAAAGAAGCACAGUCUCCUGUACUAUGUCAGAUCCAAGAUGCUAAUGAGCAGUAUUCAAGUCUGGAUGCCAUAAUAAAAGAGAAGAUUGCAGCUAUUGAAGAUAUAUCCCAAAAAUGCAAAAAGCAACAAGAUGCUUUGGAGAAAAAAGACAAACAAAUUGGGGAGAUAGAGCAGGCUUUGAGGAUGAAGAGAGAAGAAGAAAUGGAUCGGCAGAAGAGAAUUGACAACACUCGUAAGAUGAUAGAAGACUUGAAUAACGAACUGAGAAAUACAGACAACUGUGAUAAUAUUCAGCCCCAAGUGGAUUCUAUUGAUGCAGAACUGAGAUGUUUGGGGGAAGACAUAGCGCAUAUUGAUGUUGAAAGAACGGGUGUACGCAAUGAAAUGGAGAAUGUACAUAGGGAGCAAAAAGAGAUAAACGAUUGCAUUGUACAAUUUGACAAUAUGAUGAAUAUGAAGGAAGAGAAGCUCAGAGGAAGAUACAAAGACACAUACAAUGCUCUUCUGUGGCUAAGGAAGAACAGAGACCGGUUUAAAAGAAGUGUUUGUGACCCCAUGAUGCUUGCAAUCAAUAUGAAAGACCAGAAGCAUGCUAAAUAUGUAGAACAUCACAUUUCAGCCAAUGAUAUGAGAUCCUUUGUCUUUGAAAGCAGAGAAGAUAUGGAUAUCUUUCUAAGAGAGGUACGUGAUAAUCUGAGACUAAAAGUGAAUGCUGUGAUUGCCCCUAAUGAAUCAUUUGCUGAAAUCAGACCUUCCAAACCAAUUGAAGAACUCAAACGCUAUGGGUUUUUCUCUUACCUGCGAGAGUUAUUUGAUGCACCCCAGCCUGUGAUGAGUUACCUGUGCCAAAGCUAUCAUGUUCAUGAGGUCCCUGUGGGAACAGAGAAGACCAGAAAUAUGAUCGAAAGGGUCAUAAGUGAAACCAAACUGAGGCAAAUGUACACUGCAGAGGAAAAAUAUGCUGUAAAAGUAUCUUCUUACACAAAUCAAACUGUUUGUAGUAACACGUCAUUAAGGGCAGCACAGUUUCUGAAUGUUACCGUGGACACAGACAAAAAAAGGCAAUUGGAAAUUCAACUUCAGGAAAUUGAUAGGAAGUUGGAGUUGCUGAAUUCUCAAAUGACUACACUAUCGGAGAAUCUGAGAUCCCUGGAAUGCAGAGAAAAUGAACUCAGACAACAGAAGAAGGAAGUUUUGCAGCGAAAAAACAGAAGGAAGCAACUGGAAUCAAAAAUCAGCAUGAGACAUGAGAGUUUAAGACAAAUGGAACAAGAUGCCAUCAACCUGGAAGAAGAAUCUGAACAAGCAAAUGUUAAAAUAAAAAGAAUUAAUACUCAGAAAGUAAAACUUGUAACAGAAUUUGUGGAUCUCAUAAAGAACUGUGUGACCCUGAACAGACAGAGAACAGAUUUAGUACUACAGAGUACUACAGCUGCUUUCCACAAGAACAGACUUGAGGCUGAACAUAAAGCUGCAAUGGCACAGCUACAGGCUGCUGAGCAACAGUUUAUGGAGCUGGAAGAAAGGAAACGUAGUCUCUAUGAGAACUGUAAGAGUUUGAUGCGUAAAGCUAUGCAAGCUUGUAACCUUGGCCCAAAUCAAAACAUCCCUAAGGGCUUUUACGAUGCAUUCCAGGCUCUUCCGAGAACACUGGAUGAAAUUGACGCUUUACUGAAUGAGGAGAGAUCAAGAGCUUCCUGCUUCACCGGCCUCAGUGCUUCAGUUGUUGAUGACUGUAACAAAAGGACUGAAGAAAUAGAAAAGAUGACGCUGGAGCUACAGGAAAAGAAGAAAGAGUUGAAUGACUUCAGGCAAAACAUUUCACAGGUUAAGGAAAAGUGGCUAAACCCUCUAAAACAGCUGGUUGACCGAAUCAAUGACAAGUUCAGUAGCUUUUUUAGUUCCAUGCAGUGUGCAGGAGAAGUGGAUCUUCACACAGAAAAUGAGGAAGAAUAUGAUAAAUACGGAAUUCGGAUUAGAGUCAAGUUCCGCAGUAGCACUCAACUUCAUGAACUAACUCCCCACCACCAGAGUGGAGGGGAGAGAAGUGUUUCAACUAUGUUGUAUUUGAUGGCUUUGCAGGAACUCAACAAAUGCCCAUUCAGAGUAGUAGAUGAAAUAAAUCAGGGAAUGGACCCAGAUAAUGAAAGGAGAGUCUUUGAUGUGGUGGUAAAAACUGCCUGCCAAGAGAGUACUUCUCAAUACUUCUUUAUUACACCAAAGCUCUUGCAGGACCUCACUUACACAGAGAAAAUGACUGUGUUGUUGGUCUACAAUGGAUCUUCUAUGCUAGAAUCAAGUAACUGGAACUUAAAGGCUUUCUACAGAAGACGACAGCGAUUUCAGAAGUAAUUUAUCGACAGAAUUCAACGCUUUGUGGAACCCAGAACAAAAAUCCGUUGGAGAAAAUUGGAGAACUCAGGAAGUUUGUUUACUUAGAAGAAUCAAUAGAAUUAACAACUUCCUCAAACACAAAGGCCUUAUGGAAAAGUAGGAACCUUGAAUUCUCCUCAAUGAAUUGCUAAGAUAUUAAGAAAGUCUUUCUGGUUUGAUAUCAUUUAGGUCAGAACUCAGCAGCUCAACGGUGUGAUGCAGUCUUCCACCAUUGUUUUGUUCAUGAUAUCUUCAGGCCCAUCUAUUUACAGUCUGUAUUAUUGCAAAGGCUAAUAUUAUAUGUUCUUACAAUAUGUGUAUAUAUAAAUGUUUAUUUUUACCUUUUGAUUACUUUCCUCUUAAGGACUGUGUACUAUAUUUUUGGGCUAGAGCUGAAGGACUUUAUUUCAGUCCUUGGCAAUAUGUGAGGGAAAGAAACAUUACCAUGGCAGGCUUUCACUUGUGUCAACAUAUUCAAAUCCUUUUCUUGUAUCCAUAAAUGUUGUGCUAUACCAUUUGGAUUUGCUGGUAAAGUGGUAAAGAUUUCACCAAAUUUGUUCAAUAAGAAAGUUUAACAAUUGUCACUGUGAACAAUUGUAAGCUCCCAAGUAUCUUUGUUAAAUAUCCUGUUUAAAGAUCUGAUGUCUGUAAUUAAUGUUUGGCACUAGAUAUAACAUGUACAGGUCUUCACUUGUUGGUAAGGUACCAUCUUAAUCAAACUUGUGUUCUGGAGGAAGAGAUACUUUCAGACUCUUGUGAAAACAAACAUGCAAUAUCAUUUUUUUAAAAAAAAUCUUCAAGAGAGAACAAUUUGUUUUCCUUAUGUUUGCUUAUUUUAAAAAAUGUACCAAUGUUAUGUGGUAGGAAAUACUAAAUUUUACCCUGAUGUCUUUUGUAUAUGUACAUCUUUUGCCAAAAACAUUAUAGCAAUUUUUGUAUAAUAAAUUUAUUUUAGAAACCA